AGAAGGUGGACCUGAACGGUGAGCUGGGGGGGCGAGUCACUCCAAGCCUGGGUACAAAGUUCAAUAACGGCAAGAAAGCGAACGAAUUUUUUGCAUUCACACACACACAGUGGAGGUCAUUCGAAUAGUCACCCCGGAGGUCAUCGAAGCGAAAUAAUUUAUUCAAGAGUUGCAGCCACCCUGUGAGAGAGAGAAAGGAGAGAGUGCAAGGACCAGCCGGCCGGUGAGAGGACACCCGCAGAGAGUGGGGAGAGUGGAAAGUGCAGCAGCAACAGGCAGCGACAGAGAUAGAAACAACGAGAAACGCCAACGCGAUCGAGUGUGCUUGUAGUCUACACUGGUUGUGCGUGAGUGUGAGUGAGAGGCAAUAGCAGCGGCAGCGGCAGAGGCAGAGUCAAGCGGCAGCAGCGGGCAUUACUUGGCGCUACGCCGCACAGCGACGACAGUCGAGUCUCAGCACCCGACACAACAGACGGCGGCAGCUCCACCACCUUACCUUUCCGAGACACAACCAUCUCCUCCUACUACCAACCAACCAGCCACAGCUGAAGCUCGCGAGGAAUCACUGUUACCGCAAAAGUAAACUUCCUUUUUUUGUCCGAUGGCCAGCAUGUAUCCAGCCGCUCAUCUGCUGCGCCUGCGCAGUUCCUUCGCCAUGGGCAGUGCCCUGCAGUCGGCAACACGUUCCAUAUCCACAAAUCGCCGGGAGCGCAACUCCAGCACCGCCAGUGCCCACAGGGAGCGCCCGCAGAGCGAUACGGACAAGUUCCUGCACUAUACUCCCGAGGAUGGCUACUACAAGACCUCGCCGUAUGAUCCCAUUACGGUGCCGAAUGUGGCCAUCCAUGAGUACGUCUGGCGAGACUUUAAGAAGUGGGAGAGCCGCACAGCAGCGGUGUGUGUCAUCACCGAUCGCCAGUAUACGUUCGCCCAGAUGCGAGAUGCCAGCGCCGCCUUCGCCGUACGCCUGCAGACGCAGUUCAAGCUCUUCAAGCCGGACGUGGUGGGUGUUUGUUUGCCCAACUUGCCGGAGUAUCCUAUCGCCGCAUUGGGGGCCAUUGAAGCCGGUCUCACGGUGACCACCAUGAAUCCCAUCUAUACGUCGGACGAGAUCGCCCGCCAGCUGACCUUCAGCGGUGCCAAGUUCCUGGUAGGAACUGCUGCCGUCUAUCCCAUCCUGAGCCAGGCCUGCCAGAUGAUCGGCAAGAAGCUGCCCAUCGCCGUCAUCCGGACUAGUCCGGGCGAGUCCCUGCCCGAGGGUGCCAUCGAUUUCAGUGAACUGACCAGCACUCAGAACAUCCGCUACGAAGAUCUGCAGAUCCCGAAGGAUUUCACCCCCAAUGACAUGGUCUUCCUGCCCUUCUCCUCGGGCACCACCGGCCUGCCCAAGGGCGUUAUGCUGUCCCACAACAACAUCAGCAGCAACUGCGAACAGGUUCAGGCCUCCCUGCCGCUGGACGUCAACGGGCCACAGGUGACACUGCCGGCGGUGCUGCCCUUCUUCCACAUCUACGGGCUGACGGUGGUGAUGCUCUCCAAGCUGGGACAGGGCUGUCGGCUGGCCACGAUGCCCUGCUUCAAGCCGGACGAUUUUAUGCGCUCCCUGGACAAGUACAGAGGAAAUUUCCUCAAUCUGGUGCCUCCAAUUGCCCUGUUCAUGAUCAACCAUCCCAAGCUCACCCAGGAGACGGCCCCCGAACUGCGGGUGGUGAUGAGCGGAGCAGCUCCGAUUGGAGAACACGAUGUGGAGCGAUUCCUCAAAAAAUUCCCGAAGACGGUCUUUAAGCAGGGCUACGGCAUGACCGAGGCCUCGCCCGUGGUCUUGCUCACUCCGGAUGGUAAUACCCGGUAUGCCUCCACCGGCGUGCUGCCUCCCAACACCGAGGCCAAGAUCGUGCCUCUAGAUGGCAACGAUUCCAAGGGCGUGGGGCCAAGAGCCAGCGGUGAACUGUGUAUUCGUGGCCCACAGGUGAUGUCCGGAUACCUGAACAACGAGGAGGCCAACAAGGUCACCUUCUAUCCCGGCAACUGGCUGCGCAGCGGCGAUGUGGCCUACUAUGAUGAGGAUGGCUACUUCUACAUCACCGAUCGCAUGAAGGAGCUGAUCAAGGUGAAGGGCUUCCAGGUGCCACCCGCCGAACUGGAGGCUGUACUCCGGGAUCAUCCCAAGAUAUUGGAGGCUGCUGUUUUUGGCAUCCCCCACGAGGUGAACGGCGAGGCGCCGAGGGCCAUUGUGGUUCUCAGACAGGGCCAGAAGGCCACCGCCGAGGAAAUCGCCGCCUAUGUAGCCGAGCGCGUGGCGCACUACAAGAAGUUGGAAGGCGGCGUCAUCUUUGUCGACGAGGUGCCCAAGAAUCCCACCGGCAAGAUCCUUCGCCGCGAGCUCAAGGAGAAGUUCUCAGACUAAACCGGAUCUGCUAGCUGCUAAGUUUUUUUUUUUGUGAUUUUUUUUCUUCCUCGGACAUCCACUGGGAAGCUUCGAUUUUGUUUGUACAUGAUGACCAACAACUUUUGGCUCAAGAUUUAGGCCUUUUUUAGAGUUAGCAUCGCAUUUAAAUAACAAUUCGGAAAUAUUUAGUCCUUAGGCUUUACAUAUAGGUCUCGAUUAGUCGUUCGAUUGGUCCAUAUCUUAUAAGUUUAGAAUAGUUAGAGACCGAUAUCCAUAUACACAUAAUACACAUAUAACUAUACUUAAUGCCGGACCGAUUUUUCAGUCGAGUGUUGAAAGAUUUCACAGUUUAACGACGAAAUUAUGAUAUUCCCCCACUAAUUAUCCAACAAAAUAUUUUUUUUUGCCUAGCUCUGUAAGAUAUUUCAUUGUUAAACGCAUUAUAAGCGGCGGCUUACAUGCCAACCCCCGUGUUGAGAAAUAAAGACGGAAUUGACGUUUAAA
Drosophila ananassae is the source of this 2893-nucleotide messenger RNA. It is a transcript of the gene pdgy, whose product is annotated as probable 4-coumarate--CoA ligase 1. Lineage: Eukaryota; Metazoa; Arthropoda; Insecta; Diptera; Drosophilidae. The transcript is spliced from 6 exons. Gene Ontology annotation, biological process: fatty-acyl-CoA biosynthetic process; long-chain fatty acid metabolic process. Gene Ontology annotation, molecular function: long-chain fatty acid-CoA ligase activity. The record is from RefSeq and is a predicted model, not a curated record. Gene Ontology annotation, cellular component: mitochondrion. Bases 602 to 2407 code for a protein of 601 amino acids.